GCACAAAACCCAGCUAGUCUGUGACUGGUGUUCCUGUGUGACUACUCGCAGCGGCGCGGCUGACAGCACAGCAGCACCAUGGGGCUGGAACAUGUGAUGCAGAUUGGGUACAUGAUCAUCGUCGUGUCCGUCCUGCUGAUGGUAUGGGCCUCCAUGAUAGGAGCCACACAUCAGGUGACCCACCAUCACCGUGACGUGGACUACCCUCCGUGCGUGUUCAACCCCCUGUGUACCUGCUCCAAGGCGGUGCCAGACCUGGGUAUAGUCACCUGCAGGGACGUGCCCCUGCCUAGGAUACCUCCCCCCAUCAACAGCAGCAAGGUGUUCAUGCUCAGCCUGGACAACAACGGCCUCAACUACCUCGAGCCUCACUUCCUAGAGGGAACUGGCCUUUACCGACUGGAGGUGAGUCGUAAUCCUAUCCAUCACAUUCCUGACGAGGCAUUCAUCGGACUAGAGAGAUCCCUGUGGGAACUAGAGUUGACCGAUGGCUACCUCAGAUCUGUGCCGAGCCGAGCUUUCCGCCACCUGCAGAAACUGCGGGUCCUUAACCUCAAAGGCAACGAGAUCUCAGAGAUCAACCCGGAGAGUUGGAGAGGUCUGGAGGAAUCGUUGCAGAACCUGAACCUCGCAGAGAAUGCAAUCGCACACUUGCCUGGCUCCGUGUUCUCUACGUUGCAGAACCUAGAGACUCUAGACUUGCGAGGCAACGCCAUCAUGGACUUUGACCCGACGGUGUUUGCUGGUGGGCCUCCUAGAUUGAUCAGACUGAUCCUUGCAGACAACCAGAUGCGCCACGUCCCCUACCGCCAGGUCUCUUCCCUCAAACUUCUGCGGCACUUGGACCUCAGCUACAACAUGAUAACCCAACUACACUCCACUGGCAGCUCGGAACCUGAACAUGCUGGCAGUCAACUCUCCCUGGAUACUCUGCAUCUUGACUACAACAACAUACAGUAUCUCCCUCCUGGGGCCUUCCAGCAUUUCAACAUCCUCAACCAGACCUUCCUCAAUGGCAACCCUCUUGCUCUCGUGCAGACUGAUGCUUUCCGAGACGCCCGUAUCCGAGAGCUGUACAUGGUGGACUGUGGUCUGCAGGAGAUUUCUCCCUCUGCCUUCUCCGGUCUAGAGGCAUCUCUGCAACUCCUGGACAUCUCCGGCAACAAUCUGACAAGUCUUCCUCCACAUCUGCUACAGUUUCACACUGAGGGUGUUAAUAAACCCUUCUUGGCCCGAAUUGAAAGAAAG
This is a messenger RNA of Macrosteles quadrilineatus (aster leafhopper), 1248 nucleotides long. Its product is annotated as chaoptin-like. The transcript is spliced from 8 exons. Gene Ontology annotation, cellular component: plasma membrane. The record is from RefSeq and is a predicted model, not a curated record. Gene Ontology annotation, molecular function: protein binding. Lineage: Eukaryota; Metazoa; Arthropoda; Insecta; Hemiptera; Cicadellidae. The annotation marks the transcript as partial.